Penicillium griseofulvum is the source of this 1080-nucleotide messenger RNA. RefSeq lists its product as uncharacterized. The record is from RefSeq and is a predicted model, not a curated record. Lineage: Eukaryota; Fungi; Ascomycota; Eurotiomycetes; Eurotiales; Aspergillaceae. The transcript is spliced from 4 exons. Bases 1 to 1080 code for a protein of 359 amino acids.
AUGAAUAUGACAUCUGUUUUUGGUCCCCCACCGGAGGGGAUCAAUCUUGACGAAAACAGAAAUGCGGCAGAUACUGCUAUUGUCGUGACUAUAUGUGGGCUGGCGAUAUUCACUAUUAUCUUCCGUCUUGUUGUGAGAAUCUAUAUGCAGGGAGUGACGUUAGAAGCCGACGACUGGCUGAUUGGGAUAACUGCCAUUCCAUUGAUUGCAUUACUUUCAUCAUCUAUUCUUGUACCCAACAUGGUUAUAAUGAAAAAGAUCCUCUUUGCCUAUCUCAUUGUCUAUCUCGCCGAGCUUCUCCUAAUCAAAUUCUCAAUCCUGAUGUUCUAUCGGCGAAUCUUCGGCAUGAACUGGAUGAUCUGGUCCACUCUUGUGAUCUCCUAUGGCUGGUGCAUAGGAAGCAUGAUUGCAGCCCUGUGCGCCUGUGAUCCAAUUUCAUAUUUCUGGUCCGAAAUCACCGAUCCUACAUCUGGCUCAUACCGCUAUGAUUUCUACUACUACUACAUUGGGAAUGCGGCUGCCAAUGUCGUGACGGACGUUCUUAUUCUCCUCGUUCCAAUGCCUAUUGUCUGGAAACUUCAGAUGCGGACAACACAAAAGCUUGGAGUAUGCGCUAUGCUUCUUCUAGGUGGAUUUGUCUGUAUCGCAAGCGGUAUUCGAAUCCACUACCUAACUUACCUCAAAGGCAAUGUCGAUAUCACAUGGGCCUUAGGCAGUGUAUCCGUGUGGUCCACCAUCGAGCCAUGCAUCGGGAUCAUCUGUGCCUGUCUCCCUGUCCUACAGCCCUUUGUGCGCUCAAUGGUCAGGAAAAUGCCUAACUUACCGCGCACGCAUUUCGGAGAGUCGCGUGUACUGUCUAGUUUUAUACAGAGAGUAUCUCUCCAUGAUCGUGAAAACGACAAAUACGAUAUGCAAUGCAGAUCGAGUCCUACGCCCUUCCACCCAGAUGAAGACCUGGAUCCUCUUACGUCGAUCCAGACUCGGGUAGAGAUAGAUCGUAAAGAGAGGGUUAGUGGUGAGGAAAAUAUGGAUCCUAUGGCUAUUCGUGUCAAACGAGUCGUGCAUUGGAGUGUUGAUUAA